CUGUUGAUCCGCUGUUGAUCCUGCUGACACCACUCCUCCAAAGCUGUUCACCCUGCAAUGUAAUGUUUUCCUCUCUCGAGGGAGUCAGUCUGACAGCUGCCAAAGAACGGGGACAGCUUGUCUUCUUGGAAGGCCUCAAGUCCUGUCUUGACCUCUUGUUUGGAGAGGAGGAGGAGGAGCAGUCAGGACAGCCCAGCCCUCUUCAGUUUAUAAGUGAGAGCGCUUCCAACCUCAAAGCCUUGUUUGACUUCGUCCAGACAUCCCUGACUGCUGCUGGCAGCGACUCCUGGAAGGGCCCCGUGCUGCUGGUGGACGACCUCAGUGUCCUGCUCAGCCUGGGUGCCACGCCAGUGGCAGUGCUGGACUUCAUCCACUACUGCAGAGUCACCGUGUGCUCCCAGCUGAAGGGGAACAUCGUGGUGCUGGUUCAUAGCCACGAGGAUUCAGAAGAUGAGGAAAACGAACUGGUGGUGACCUCCCUGUGUCAUCACAGUGACCUGAUCCUGUGGGUGGAAGGGUUGGCGACUGGCUUCUGCAAGGAUGUUCACGGGCAG
Antrostomus carolinensis (chuck-will's-widow) is the source of this 554-nucleotide messenger RNA. RefSeq names its product elongator acetyltransferase complex subunit 6 (gene ELP6). The annotation marks the transcript as partial. Gene Ontology annotation, cellular component: elongator holoenzyme complex. Gene Ontology annotation, biological process: tRNA wobble uridine modification. Lineage: Eukaryota; Metazoa; Chordata; Aves; Caprimulgiformes; Caprimulgidae. The record is from RefSeq and is a predicted model, not a curated record. The transcript is spliced from 3 exons.